UAUAUAUAUAAGUGGUUAUGAACGGUUUGCACAAAACCGACCUUAGCUCACUCCUCUGGUUGGAGGCUUAAAUUUUCAAUUUCAGAGAUUUCACUUGUGUUUCAAGCAAACCCAACAUUAGAAAAUUCCUUCAAAUUCAAUCAAAUCACCUUCUUGGUUGUAAACCCGGUAACUAGAACACCACUGCAUCAAAAGAAAACCAGAAAAGCGUUGCAAUUUUCUUCAGAUUUCAAAUCCCUACAUAUAUUUGCAUGGCAAAUUCAUUGAGGUUGUAUUUUACAUGCGUAAGGAACACUCUCGAGGCAGCUUUGUGCCUGCAGAAUUUCCCCUGUCAAGAAGUUGAAAGGCAUAAUAAGCCAAAGGUUGAACUCAAGACGAGCCCAGUACUUCUCCUCAAUCCUAUUUUGAUUUGUCGAAAUGAGGCUGAAAAAUGCUUAAUAGAAACUUCCAUCAAUUCACUCCGUAUAAGCCUUAAGCAAGUAGAUGAGCUGGAAAAUAUACUUACUAAAAAAUUUCUUAGAUUUUUGUCAAUGAGAGCAGAAGCAUUUCAAGUGUUAAGGCGAAAGCCAAUAAAGGAUUGGCAACAGCUAUAGAUUUGCCUUAUGGGUCCACUGGAGAGAGAAGCAACUGUAAUUAGAAAAUAAGCAUUCCUGGAACCAGAGUGGCAUAAUUGUACCUUUGUGUUUCUUUUUACUGAACAACCUUUUCAUUGCUUCACAAGCUGGGUUCAAUGGACCUUUUUUUCUCUGAUGGCAAUGGAGAAAUUGCACUUAUUGGAUAUGAUAAUGUGAUUUGAUGCUCAUUGCAAUAUGACAUGAGCUUGUAAUUCUCCCUAUGAAAGUGAAUAAAAUUCAGAUACAAUUGAUUA
Messenger RNA from Hevea brasiliensis (rubber tree), 868 nucleotides. Its product is annotated as actin-related protein 2/3 complex subunit 4. Lineage: Eukaryota; Viridiplantae; Streptophyta; Magnoliopsida; Malpighiales; Euphorbiaceae. Gene Ontology annotation, cellular component: actin cytoskeleton; Arp2/3 protein complex. The record is from RefSeq and is a predicted model, not a curated record. Bases 252 to 593 code for a protein of 113 amino acids. Gene Ontology annotation, biological process: actin filament polymerization; Arp2/3 complex-mediated actin nucleation. Gene Ontology annotation, molecular function: actin filament binding. The transcript is spliced from 7 exons.